Molecule: messenger RNA, 1975 nt
Organism: Phyllotreta striolata
Lineage: Eukaryota; Metazoa; Arthropoda; Insecta; Coleoptera; Chrysomelidae
Source: the annotation of a GenBank genome assembly
GUCUCUGUCUAAUCUAAUCUUGUUUGUCGUCCGCCAUUUUAGUUUCGUUUUAUAUGGAGUGCGAGAUUUUGGAGUGAAUUUGAGCUUAAAUUGGUGCAUUGGCGAGUAUUUUUCGGGUGAUUAGGUGAGUGAGGCUUGAAAGAUGUCGAUUGAAUAUUUACAAGUAGCCGAAGACGAGGGAGAGGAACCGAUAGAACUGCCCACCGAAGACGAUGGGACUCUUUUACUUAGCACACUUUCCGCCCAAUUUCCUGGAUCGUCUGGCUUGAAGUACAAAAAUCCAGAGACGAAAACGUUCCGGGGAGUCCGGCUGUCCGAAGGACGUCUUCACCCUCCGCCCGACGGAGGUUGGGGCUCGCAAGUAUUUUACUGCGUAUUUCCUAAAGAGAAUAAACGAAAGUGUGAUGACAAUCUGGAAAAUUCGACUGCUAAAACGAAACGUAUGGAAACAAAGUUACGUUGUACUGAUUUGAUUGUGCUUGGUUUGCCUUGGAAGACGACUGAGCAAAAUUUGAGAGAGUAUUUUGAGGCGUUUGGUGAGGUGCUGAUGGCGCAAGUGAAGAAGGAUCCAAAAACUGGACAAUCCAAAGGAUUCGGAUUUAUCAGGUUUGCAUCGUAUGAAUCUCAGAUGAGAGUUUUAGCACAGAGGCAUAUGAUUGAUGGAAGGUGGUGUGAUGUGAAAGUACCCAAUUCGAAAGAGGGUUUGAUUCAGCAAGUACCGUGUAAAGUUUUUAUCGGACGAUGCACCGAAGACUUGACCUCCGACGAUUUGAGAGAGUAUUUCGGCAAAUUCGGCGAAGUCACCGACGUUUUCAUACCGAAACCCUUUCGGGCGUUCAGCUUCGUCACGUUUUUGGACCCCGAAGUGGCCCAAUCGCUGUGCGGAGAGGAUCACAUUAUCAAAGGGGUGUCCGUGCACGUGUCGAACGCGGCCCCGAAAUCCGAUACCAGGGGCGGCGGUUACAGGGGCGACAGAAGCGGCAACGGUCCGUCGAAUAGGGGCGGAGGCGGCGGCGGAGGCGGUGGCGGCGGUCCCGGAGGUCCGGACGGUGCCGGCAUGUACAAUCAAAGGUACAACGGCACGGGUCCCAAUCAGGGCAAUUGGGGCAACCAAGGCGGUCCUAGGGGCAACAUAGACAUGCCUAAUUUGCAAGCUUUAGGUAUCACCGGACAAGGGCAGCAGGGCAACAACCAGGGUAACUGCAACCCGCUGGGAAUGGGGCUGAACGCCUUGGGCGCCCUACCGAUGAACCCCGCUCUCGUAGCGGCGGCUCUGAACCAGGCCGGCUGGGGGCUGAUCGGCAACCUUCAAAAUCAACCGGAACCGAACUUCAACCAAGGCUUCAACAACGGACCGAAUCCCGCUAAUCAAAAUAACCAGAACAACGGCGGUCGCGGCGCGAACAAUCCAAGUUUUUUGAACUGGAUAAACCAGGGUGGCGGUAACCAGAACAACCCGGACGGACAGUGGAGCAGGCCGCCCCAGCAGAGCCAGGAGUCGAAGGGGUUUUUGAAAUACGAUUAGUUUAGCCGCUUUCAAACCACACUUCGUAGACGACCCGUCGAAAUAGCAAAUUCUAAUUUGUUACACCGAUAUUUUAUUACGUUCUUAAUUUUAAGAAGAUUAAAUUUAAAGAUGACGGAACCUCCGAAACUCGCAAUAUGUUGAAUAUUUUUUAUACAAAUUAAAGAGUCGGGUAAAUGUGGAAUGAGAGGAUUUCAGUUUUUCGAGGUUUCGUAGAUUAAGUUUUGUUAGGUGUGUUUUUAAAUAUUUAAGCCUGAAAAAUCGGAUCGCGUGUAUUUAUAUAUAUAAUUUUUUUGAAUGUGAGAAAUGGAGAGUUAGGUUUUGUACAAUGAUUUUUCUUUUGGAGAAAUUGUAGACAUAUUAUGCCUUAUCAAUAUACAGAUUACAAGAGUUUUUUUUUAAUUCAUUGAAAUCUCGUUUGUUUUGUUGUAAAUAAUAAGCGAAUGUAUA